Leptopilina boulardi is the source of this 911-nucleotide messenger RNA. RefSeq lists its product as uncharacterized. Lineage: Eukaryota; Metazoa; Arthropoda; Insecta; Hymenoptera; Figitidae. The record is from RefSeq and is a predicted model, not a curated record. The coding region runs from base 104 to 409 and encodes 101 amino acids. The transcript has 6 exons.
GAAGGAUCCACGUCGCUUCGAAAAAUUUUUUUUAAUAGUUUUAAUUCAACAAUCAUUGACUUCUCCCACUUAUUUGCAGUAGAAGAGGAGAAUUUAAGGACAAAUGAAACAAGAAGUGCUUUUAAGCACCAGCAAUUCAAUGAUGCAGAAUUCAGACUUGGAGAAAAAUUGGAUGACAUUUUUAUCCAAUGUGAUGACAAUGACAACUUCUACUAAAUCAACGAAUAGGUGUUCAAUCAUGAAGGAUGGGUGUUUGUUGCGGAGCUGCUCCUGGAGGAGAUCUGGCAUUGCUGAGUCGCAGUUCAAUGCAGUUGGUCCAGUAGCAGAGAGAUUUAGCAGUCAUCGUACCUUUGACACGUCGCGAAAAAUCGCAAAUUUCUAUUCCAGGGAAGAAACUUUCAUCUAUUGAAAGAGAUAGAGAGAGUAUGGUGUCAUCAUAUCUUUAACACGACGAAAAAAUUCGCAAUAGUGUUUUUCAGACAAUGCCCAAUAAACAACUUGAAGGACAGGAAGGAUGUGGAAGAAGAAAAGUGGCCCCUGCAUACUUUUUUUUAAUAAAAUUUUUUGUUUUCUUUUUUCUUUUUUUUUUAUAAGAUUUUUUUUAACGCUCCCGGCCUCGCGCAGAAGUGCGCACAAGAAAGAGGGAUCCUCGGGAGCAGGCCUGAAGCGCUCGAGAAGUGGCGAUGUAACUUUUGCCCCGACGUGGGAUUCGCCGAUCGGUGAGUCAUUUUUUAUUUAACUCCUUCCCUGUUUAAAGCAGUUAUUUUUUUUUAUUAAUUUAAUUAAAAUAGAUUUAUAAAUUGAAACUUAAUUUUUUAAAAAUAUUUUUAAUUCAUAAAUUUUUUUGACUUAAAAAAAUAAUUAUAUUGAUUCAAACAAUAUAUUAAAAUUAAAAAAAAACAGGGAAGGAA